Molecule: messenger RNA, 1595 nt
Organism: Prosopis cineraria
Lineage: Eukaryota; Viridiplantae; Streptophyta; Magnoliopsida; Fabales; Fabaceae
Product: eukaryotic initiation factor 4A-8
Exons: 5
Coding region: 197-1438 (413 amino acids)
Molecular function (GO): RNA helicase activity; RNA binding; ATP binding
Source: RefSeq, a predicted model, not a curated record
AGUCUCCCUCUUAGCUACAAAAACUAAACCUAACUUCAUUCGCCUCCCUCCAACUCCACGGUUCGGAUCCGAGGAGUUUGGGAAACCCUAGUUUCCCCAUCGAAUCUGCUCUCAAGUUUCAAUUCUCCCUUCUCUGCUCUUUUGUCGUCUCUCUCUAUCGCUGCUGUGCCAGCGAGAAUUCAACAUUUUUCCAGUUAUGGCAGGUUUGGCUCCGGAAGGAACUCAAUUUGAUGCUCGUCAAUAUGAUGCUAAAAUGAAUGAAUUGCUUUCUGCUGAUGGACAAGACUUUUUCACCAACUAUGAUGAGGUUUAUGAUACUUUUGAUGCAAUGGGAUUACAAGAAAAUCUUUUGAGAGGCAUCUAUGCUUAUGGUUUUGAGAGGCCUUCUGCAAUCCAACAGAGGGGAAUUGUUCCUUUUUGCAAGGGUCUUGAUGUCAUUCAACAGGCUCAGUCUGGAACUGGCAAGACAGCAACAUUCUGCUCAGGAAUUUUGCAGCAACUUGAUUAUGGUUUAGUUCAGUGCCAGGCUUUGGUUUUAGCGCCAACAAGGGAGCUAGCACAGCAGAUUGAGAAGGUUAUGCGAGCUCUUGGUGAUUACCUUGGUGUUAAGGUUCACGCUUGUGUAGGUGGCACAAGUGUUCGUGAAGAUCAGCGCAUUCUCCAAGCUGGUGUUCAUGUCGUUGUUGGAACUCCUGGUCGUGUGUUUGACAUGCUGCGGAGGCAGUCACUUCAUCCAGAUUACAUAAAGAUGUUUGUUUUGGAUGAGGCUGAUGAAAUGCUUUCUCGAGGUUUCAAGGACCAGAUCUAUGACAUCUUCCAGCUACUGCCAGGCAAGAUUCAGGUCGGAGUAUUCUCUGCUACAAUGCCUCCAGAAGCUCUUGAUAUUACCAGGAAGUUCAUGAACAAGCCUGUGAGAAUCUUGGUAAAGCGCGAUGAGCUGACCCUUGAAGGUAUCAAGCAAUUUUAUGUCAAUGUUGAUAAGGAGGAGUGGAAGCUAGAGACGCUAUGUGAUCUUUAUGAAACACUGGCCAUCACCCAGAGUGUCAUUUUUGUCAACACAAGGCGCAAGGUGGACUGGCUCACUGAUAAGAUGCGAAGCAACGACCACACUGUAUCGGCGACCCACGGUGACAUGGACCAAAACACUCGGGAUAUUAUCAUGCGUGAAUUUCGAUCUGGUUCUUCUAGAGUUCUGAUCACUACUGAUCUCCUGGCUCGUGGUAUUGACGUGCAGCAAGUAUCUCUUGUCAUCAACUAUGAUCUGCCAACCCAGCCUGAAAAUUAUCUUCAUCGAAUUGGUCGGAGUGGACGAUUUGGAAGGAAAGGUGUAGCUAUAAAUUUUGUGACAUUGGAUGAUUCAAGAAUGCUGUCUGACAUUCAGAAGUUCUAUAACGUAACCAUAGAGGAGUUGCCAUCAAAUGUUGCAGAUCUGCUCUGAUGAGUUAGCAUUUUUGUUUUUUGGUUUUUAAAAGCUCUUCAGGGUUUUACUUUUUUGACUAGUAUUAUUAUCUUAAGAUUCUUUUUACACUGUUAGAGUUGAAAUUCAAGGACAUCUGACCGCAUUCUUUUAAUGAUCUCAGAAAUUUCUUAAAGCA